UGUUUUUAUGCCAUUUCAUCAUUUUACUGGUAAAACCCUGAUUUUCAAAAAGCGCGGAGAUCACUUUAAGCUUUUGCUGAAAGCAUACUUUCUGGUUUAAAUGCAAUGACGGAAUCCCGGUUGUUUGUUCACCUUUUUGUCAGCAGUUUGUUUUAUUUCAUUAACAAUGAUUUUAAAUUUUUAUAAUCAAUUAUUUAUUUUAUUUGUGAUUUUUAACUCAAUCAGUGGCAUUCAUAGUUUGCUUCAGUGUAAAGAUGAUCUUGGCAAUGACGUCGACUGGUCAGUUGUUUACAAAAUACCCAAAGAAUCUAAGAAUUACCAAUCAAAUGGACUUCAAACUGUUUAUGUCACAAGUAAUGGAGAAACCUCUUGGACACCAUCUAAAUAUUCAAUUAACAAUAUUGAAAAUAUAAUUGGCUCAACAUUAUUACCCUUGUAUACCUCAAGUCCAUCCGUAAAUUACAUUCUUUAUUCUGACCAGCCUAACAAAGGGGAACAUAUAAGUGACAAUGGACACUCAAAGGGUGUUUUGAUUUUUGACUCAUCAUCUGGUUUCUGGCUAAUCCAUUCAGUUCCAGCUUUCCCAAAUGAUCCAAAGAUUUCUCCAAAAUAUGAUUAUCCAGCAUCUGGGGAAGUUAAUGGUCAAAUAUUUUUAUGCAUUUCUUUCAAGACGCAAGCAGCCUUACCAAAGAUUAUACAUCAAUUACUUUAUAUCAGACCACAUGUUUACAGUAAUUCAAUAUCAGAAACAAUGGUUCAACAAAUUCCUGAAUUGGCUGCUUUGAUUAACAAAAAAUGGACCAAACAAUCUUACAGCCAAUCAGACUUUGAAACACUUGGAGGACAAACAUUUACAAGCUUUAGUAAAAGUCCAAGUGCUCAUUUAGAUAUUUAUUCACAAAUAGCCGCUCCAUCAUUAAAAAUUGACUUAUUGGCUGAAACUUGGAGGAAAGGUGCUGGUGGCCCAUUACCUUCUGAAUGUAAUCUAACUUAUCAAGUUGUUAAUAUUGACCAAGUUUCUAUCCUUUACCCUGACAAACCAGCUGUCUGGUCCUACACUGAAGAUCAUUCCAAAUGGGCAAUCAGCGUUGAAUCAAAUACUCCGAUUGUCUGUGUUGGUGACACUAAUCGAAUGGCAUCUCAAGCUAAGCGCGGUGGUGGCUUGGUUUGUAUGAAGAAUCAAAAUGUUUGGAAAACUCUUCAUUCAUCUGUUCAUCAAAUCGAAUCCUGUCCCAGAACUAGUUCCAAAAAAGACAAGUCUAUUUUCACUCGAAUCAUUAAUUUUUUUACAAGCAUAUUCACCACUAAAUUUUCAUUACCAGCAAGAACACUCACAAAGGAUCGAACCAAAAAAGAGCUUAGAUGACAAUUAUAUGCAUCAAAAAUGUAAAAAAAUACCAACGAAACUGAAUAUACAAUUAUAAUCAGUGAUUAAACAUAUUAUUUAUUUACUAAA
Molecule: messenger RNA, 1456 nt
Organism: Tetranychus urticae (two-spotted spider mite)
Lineage: Eukaryota; Metazoa; Arthropoda; Arachnida; Trombidiformes; Tetranychidae
Product: deoxyribonuclease-2
Biological process (GO): apoptotic DNA fragmentation
Molecular function (GO): deoxyribonuclease II activity
Source: RefSeq, a predicted model, not a curated record